AUGGAGGAACUGUUGGAUAUGUUUAACUCCUUCAUCGGAGAGGCGCUCGAACGUGAAGAGUUGCUGAAGACGGAAUUCAAGGAGUUCGAAAGCAAGAUCAACGAAUGUGUCCUGCAAGCAAACGAACGGGGCACUCCGGUGCAGAACAAAAAACGCCCAAAGCGGCAAGCAUCCAUUUCGGAGAGCGACGAAAGCCGAGAUGAAUCGCGGGUGGUUGGGCCCGCUGGCCGAUCGUCCGCCCGACCACUGCACAUCGAGGAAGAACCGAGGAUGGUUGAAGCCUCGGUAAUGCCUCCACCGGCUGCACCCGGUGAUGUGGUUCAGAAAGCAGUGCGCCCAUCGCGAACCGCCCGGCUGAAGGCACAGGAAAGGCUGAAAGAACCAAAUCUGAACGAAAAACUUCGAAACACUAACGGGGUGGUGGUGAAGGUCGAACGCAUUUCCACUGUGGCAAGUAAUUCAAUGGCCCCAGUGGCGCGCGACACGGAACAAAGCCCCGGUCAGCACCAGUUCACCGAUAUGGAAGUCGAGAACGAUGUCAACCAAGCGAACCGCCUCUCGAAUGGGGACGAAGGAUUUGCCAGCACGAACGAAUCGGUUUCGAAGCCGCCUGUGGCCAAGCACGAAACGGGCCGUGAUUCGGCGCAACGCGACGCAUCGCUACUGGUUAUUCCUCAACCAAUUCCGAGAGUUGAACUCGUUUCCGACGAAGAAAUGCCACCGCCAAAGAUGCCGCCACCGAAAGUGCCGGUGCCCAAAACACGCACGAAGAAAAAAGCGAUCGUGAAGGUGGAGAAGGAACCGGAGGAUGUCCCGUCCAGCUCUGCCGUUUCUUCGGCCGAAUCGUCUCUCUCUAGUACCGAUACCUCGACCGCGACCACCAAGAACGAUACGGCAGCCCCUCGCCGGACCCGCGGACGACCGGCAGGGCCGAAGAAGAAUGCCACUGGCGUCCCGAACGAUCCAACGGUUACGCUUGAGCCGAUUCGCAUAAAAACCGAAAAACUGUCCAUAGCAGAAACCGAAAAGGAGGAACCACCGAGGGUGUCCGAUAAGUCGGAAUAUGAAGACGCUGUGGGGGAUAACUCUCAGUUAUCUGCAGCGAUCAUCCUGAGGCCAUUGAGAAUUGAGCUGGAGAGAAUGCCGGCGACCGAUACAUUGCCCCAACGGGUGAUGCCAGAUCAGAAUGGAACGUUUGCCGUACAGAACAGCACCUUUACGAUGAACUUGCCCACAGUCGGUGGCUCACCGGAGGUUGCGAAUGGUGCCUACACCGGACUCUGUUCGGACACGUUUUGCAUUCCCACCCAAGACGAACGACCGGGUGUGGCCGAUGGAACGUUCGUGGUGGAGAAGAGCGCUUCACCUUCCGCCGGGGCGACUUGUGCCGGGAUCACGUCCGGGGGUAGCGCUAAAGCGGCCCAUACUGCCAAUGCCAGCAUCAUGACGGAGGAUGAUUCGGUGGUAGAAAACUCGCCCAUUCAAACGGCUCCCGCAGUGCCGGUAAAGCAACCCACUCCGAAGAUCCGGGAAAUGGUACCGGCCGGAAAAUCAAAGAAACCUUCCGCCACAGCUGUGCUGAGGAAAGCCGCCAGUAGCAAUGCUAUUUCGCAGAAGCAGAACGAACUGUUUAAUCCCUGUAUUCAGAGUCCCAUCAAGAGCCGGAUCGAAGCGUUUGAGAAGUGUGCGUACACGAAGGCAACCGGCACUCCGCAGGCACAGACGAUGGGACGGGUGCAGAAAACGAUCAGCACACCGUCACUGAGAGGCACCCCGGCAGAAGUGUACGGCGCGAUCCGUUCGGCACACGCCAAACCUCUGGGAAGCGGAACCGUUUCGACACCCAUUCCGACCGCGGCCCCGAUCGUGAAGGCAGCGUCCGCCUCGAAGAUGUCUCAAAUGCAGCGUAAAGCACUGCAACAGCCGACGACCGGUGUCACCGGUGGCGGCAACCACAGUCUCUCGCGCGAACCAAGCUGGGACCGAGCGACCAACGGUACACUGUCUGCGGCCUCCUCAACCUCGUCGCUGCUGGACGAGAAGAAGAAAAAGCGCGAAGAGAAACAGCGAGUAGCCACCCAGCAGCGUGAAGCGAUGGAACGCGAGAAGCGCGAGCACGCCGAACGGUUGCUGCGCGAAAAGGAGGAAAAGCAUCGCAAAUUGCUGCAAGAGAAACAGGAAAAGAUCCGCAGUGAAGCCGCGAAGAAGGCCCGCAAGCUGGAGGAAUUUGAAAAGCGCCGCCUGCAGGAGGAACAACGAGCGCUGGCCGAUCAAAAACGCGACGAGCUGGCCCGGCAGCUCGAGCAGCAACGGAUUGAUCGCGAGCUGCUGGAGGCGGUGAAGCAGAGCCAAAUGAAGGAAAACCACGAGAUGAAGCUGCAGAAGCAGAUGUACCAGCAGAAGCUACGGCAACAGCAGCAGCAAAGCUAUCUGCUACAGCAGCAGCAACAGCAGCAGCAGCAGCUUGCAGCGGCGGCGGCCGCGAAAAAGAAAGCCACCGGAGGAGCCAGACGCGUCAAGAUGUUUACGUUCGAAAUGAUCGAAACGGACGACUCGACGGAUGAGGACGAGCCGACCGAUGCGACCAAGAAGAGCAAACGUCCACCCGUGCCCAGCUGGUGCCAGAAAACUGAAGACUACCGGAAGGCCCUCGCGAUCCAGUCGAUGGUGGAACCGAAAGUGGUCGAUCGGCUGUUCUCCGUGCGACCGAUGACGCCCGAUCUGCGGAUACUGUUCCCCGAGAUCGAUGCGCACAAGCUGAAGCGAAACUCCAGCGCUAUCUGGCGUACGCCACCGCGCUACUCGCAGCUUCCGUAGAGAAGCCCAAUGG
Anopheles bellator is the source of this 2830-nucleotide messenger RNA. It is a transcript of the gene Incenp, whose product is annotated as histone-lysine N-methyltransferase, H3 lysine-79 specific. The record is from RefSeq and is a predicted model, not a curated record. Gene Ontology annotation, molecular function: protein serine/threonine kinase activator activity. The transcript is spliced from 5 exons. Bases 1 to 2817 code for a protein of 938 amino acids. Gene Ontology annotation, biological process: metaphase chromosome alignment; positive regulation of protein serine/threonine kinase activity; mitotic cytokinesis. Gene Ontology annotation, cellular component: chromosome passenger complex; nucleus; midbody. NCBI's taxonomy places the organism in Eukaryota, Metazoa, Arthropoda, Insecta, Diptera, Culicidae.